Paramisgurnus dabryanus is the source of this 1604-nucleotide messenger RNA. It is a transcript of the gene c5h9orf85, whose product is annotated as chromosome 5 C9orf85 homolog. NCBI's taxonomy places the organism in Eukaryota, Metazoa, Chordata, Actinopteri, Cypriniformes, Cobitidae. The record is from RefSeq and is a predicted model, not a curated record.
CUCGCACACGGACGUUGUCGAAACCACAAUAACAAUGUUGAUUAAUGUGUAACUUACAUUAUUAUUUGUGGACGCGUAACGGUGUAAAGUUUGAUAUGUCACCUUGAAAUAUAUAUCGAAACUACAACUUUGCUGACGUGGGAUUUUUUUGUGACGAUAAUUAUUUUUUACCAGCUCUAACCAAUUGCUAUUUACUUCCGCCAUUUCCGCAUUGCGUCAAUGGUUGUGUUAGCGUGUAGAGCCACGCGGUUUCUCAUUUUGUGUUUUAAUUGCGUUAUUUUUGUAUAUUAGAUAUAUUGUAAGAUUGAAAUGAGCUCUCAAAAAGGAAAUUGUUCCCGUUCUCGAGGUCAAAAACAUCAGAAUGCGACUGCAUUUAGAAAUGACAAAUACGGUGCAAGCGUUCAAGUUAAGAAAGCCAAAGCAAAGGUUCAUGAUGGUCUGUGUCAGCGCUGCAAAGAUGUCUUGGAGUGGAAAGUCAAGUACAACAAAUAUAAGCCCCUUACACAGCCCAGAAAAUGUGUGAAGUGUCUUCAGAAAACUGUGAAGGAUGCCUAUCAUAUAAUAUGUAAGCCGUGUGCACUCAAGUUGGAGCUUUGUGCCAAAUGUGGAAAGAAGGAAGAGAUUGCCAUUCCAAUUGACCAAGAGCUUGAAGAAGGAGGGGAGGAGGACAACAACAGACAAGAUAAAGGGAACAGGCAGGAAGAACAAGAUGAAGAUUUUGAUGACUUUGACUCUAACGAUAGUGACUGUAAUAGUGAUACAGAUGCAAAAGUAAAGUAAAGCUGCUGUAUUCAUAUUCAACACCCAAAAACAGCGUUUCUGAUAAAAUCUGAAGCUGGCAUUUGGACAUGUACUCACCUGUUCACCUGCUUUUAAUUACACAGAGAAUCCCUUGAGACCUUUUGACUGUGCGUGGUGUUUGUUUCCGAACUAUUCUCUGUGUUAUUGCAAGAACUGGAGAAAUCAUUACAUGCAUCUAUUUUAAAUAGAUGGUUUUUCUUAAUCAGUAGAUUUUGUCUUCACAAACCUGUGGGUGAGAUUUAUAUUAAUUUGUGGCGUUAAAUGAUUGCCUCAUUGAGCAAGUAAGUAAAAUGACGGUGUUGUGUAACUGUAAAUAUGCAGUGCUUUGGUUUUGAAAGUAUUAUGAUUGUGUGAGAAGUUAUGCACAGCAGUGCUGUUCAAACAAGUUAUUUGAAUAAACCCUAACUGGGAAAUUUUUUCAGACACAGUGAACACAUAGGACAGUUUCCUGGACAGGGUUUAGAUUAAUCGGUACUAGGCUUUUGGUUGUUUUUACAAAUCUUACAAGAAACGUUACUGUUGUGCAUUUUAAGACAAACAAUGGCGCAGAUGCGUGUAGAGAUAUGUCAGUGCAAGAUCAACUUUUUUAAGUUAAGUCUGAGUCAUGCAUUUUAGUCUGAGACUGUUAUAAGCCCUGUCUGGGAAACCGCCCCAGUGUCUAUGUUUUAUUAAAAACACCCAUCUGCGUAACACUAGAAGUGACUUCGUAAAAGUCAGUAUUUCUUUGUUGUCUAUAGAUUCAUGCAGACGUAUGCAUACAAACGUUUGAUUAAAAGAGUGACCAGUAACACAUGUUCAAUCAG